Leptopilina boulardi is the source of this 761-nucleotide messenger RNA. It is a transcript of the gene mRpS17, whose product is annotated as 28S ribosomal protein S17, mitochondrial. Gene Ontology annotation, molecular function: structural constituent of ribosome. The record is from RefSeq and is a predicted model, not a curated record. The transcript has 4 exons. Gene Ontology annotation, biological process: mitochondrial translation. Bases 28 to 516 code for a protein of 162 amino acids. Gene Ontology annotation, cellular component: ribosome; mitochondrial small ribosomal subunit. NCBI's taxonomy places the organism in Eukaryota, Metazoa, Arthropoda, Insecta, Hymenoptera, Figitidae.
AAAAUUACUAGAUUAUUUUUUUUAAAAAUGGCGACGCCUGCUGUCAACACUUUUGGAAAAACAAUUGUUCCUAUUCGUUUUUUACUUGGAUUAUGUUUACCAAGUGCAAAAGAACAUGCUGCAAAAAUCAGAAUUCCUAGAUUGAAAAAAGAUGAUUACAUUAACAUGUAUUUCCGUGAUUUCGAAUUUGUUUAUGCUCACGAUCCAAAUAAAUUGUGCAAAACUGGUGACAUUGUUUUAGUAAAACCUUUACCUGAAAAAUUAACACGUCUCAUAACCCACGAGGUUCUUGAAAUUAUUUAUCCCAUGGGAGAUGUAGUUGAUCCUGUUACAGGAAAGAAAGUUGUUGUCAGCCAUUACCGAGAUGAAAAGAAAUCUUUCCGAGAAAUGUUUAAUACAAAACGUGGAUUUGAUUAUGAUAAAGCUCCUCCUCGAGGAAGAUUGGAAGGAAUUCGUGAUUUUACACAUAAACCACAUUAUAUUAAAUUUUACGAAGGUCAACCUGAUACAGUUUAGUGCAAGUAAUAUUGAAAAAACAAUUUUGUACAUAGAAUUAUUGAAUUAGAAGAAAAUAUAGAAUUUUUUCCAUCAUAAAAACAUAAACAAUAACUUAAUUUAAUUAAAUAUUGUUUUAAUGACUUAAAAAGAAGAUAUAACAUUAUUUUCAGUAAUACAAGAAAUGAGUAAAAACAUUUUGUUCAGUGCUUAAUUUUUCGUUUUGUUCUAACGCAAAAUAAAAUAUAAAAGCUAAUUUUCAUAAA